GACUGUGUUUAAGCUGCACGACCUUAAAGUGAAGAUAUCAGAAGAGACUAGACUGCCAGUAGACGAUAUGUCCGCUUCAGAGGAAGAGUGUCCUGUAUGCAGGGAAAACAUACAGAAUCCUUCUCAACCAUCUCCAUGCUGUGGAAAAGUAAUUUGCCAGCAAUGCCUCAGUCAAUCUCUUCAAUAUAGGCUUCACUGUCCAUACUGCAGAAGCUCAGUAAACAACCGUGGUUCUGUGAAUAAUCCAUUGGUACCUCCUAGUAGGAGAAGUCAUCUGCGUCAAAUCCUCCCGGGGGAUAUUCAAACAUUUAAUUCAAGAAGACCUGUUGGCGCAAACAUACACAAUCUCCUUGGCCAGCUUCAGUAUUCACUGACACAACAAGCCAGUCUGCCCAAUCAUGCUGCCCUGCCACCCGUCCCACGAAAUCAAGCACCUUUCCCUUUAAUUUCCUCUGCACGGCCCGUUCCUACACCACGGACAAGAGCUCAACCUGCAAAUUUAAUUGCUGCCCAGCAGCCUGCACCCAUUAAUGCUGCUCCGAAUGGUUUUAUUCAAGUCCCCUUGCCACCUGUCCCAGCUCCACUGCUGCUAAACCCCGCCCCGUCCCAGGAAAAUUUGCAGGCUGAGCUGGAUGACUGGCCAUGGCAAACGGAGAUCAAUCUAAUGGAGAUGAAUCAACCUCAAGGUUUAACUGUGAGGACUUUUGUCUGUCCGUACUGCCAGGAUGAUGGACUGGAUGAACUCGAUCUACUUGAUCAUUGCAAUGAACAUCAUGCCAAUGACAGCAAACGUGUGGUGUGUCCAGUGUGUGUGCAGACGCCCCACGGUGAUCCGCAGUACUACAGCCGCAAUUUCAUUGGCCACCUCAACCUGCGCCACUGCUACUACAUGGAUGAUAUGACUAACAUCAACCAGACUGAUGAGAUGAACAUUCAGUGUGCAAUUCUAGCAUCAUAUAGGGAAAAUAUUUAGGUCUUGUUUACAUUGUAACCACAACAGAGUUUUAAUGUUUUUGUUGUUGUUGUUGUUGUUGUUUUUCUGAACGACAUAAAAAAAACUGCUUGGGAAGAAGAUUCUGAACAACAAGGACAUAAACAACUGCGAAAUCGAUAAAAGAUAUGGUAUAUCAAAGAUGUGAUACAUGAAGAAAAUUGACGAAUUUACCAAUGUUAUGUGAAAUAUAAUGCUGUAUGUGGUUGGAAAUGUUUUGAUUGAAAUGCUUUUAAAGUAACAGAAAGUAAUGCAUUGUCAUAUUCUAUCUGAUGCAUCUCAGGUAAUGAUUGUGGCUUUAAAAUUACUUGUAAAGAUUUAUCUGCCAAAAACAUUUUGCACAAUUUAGCUUUUCUUGCACUUUCUUCUCAGAUACAAGAUUUAUGCAACAUACAUGUACGUUUGUGAUAUUGUUUGUGGGAUUUACUUUGUGGGAAAAUGUUUUAAUGAAUUAUUCAAGUGA
Messenger RNA from Cyprinus carpio (common carp), 1454 nucleotides. RefSeq lists its product as uncharacterized. Gene Ontology annotation, molecular function: ubiquitin protein ligase activity. Gene Ontology annotation, biological process: ubiquitin-dependent protein catabolic process; protein polyubiquitination. The record is from RefSeq and is a predicted model, not a curated record. Lineage: Eukaryota; Metazoa; Chordata; Actinopteri; Cypriniformes; Cyprinidae.